AUGGUUUCCAGAAGCAGUCAGGGAGCCUCAACGUCAUCACCAUCUUCUUCUUUAACACCUCAAUGGAAAUAUGAUGUGUUUCUCAGUUUUAGAGGCGAGGACACCCGUAGAAGUUUUACUGGCCAUCUAUAUGAUGCUUUGCAACAGAAAGGCAUUUUGACCUUUAGGGAUGAUGAAGGACUUGAGAGAGGAAAAUCUAUUUCACAAGAGCUCUUGAAAGCAAUAGAAGAAUCGAGGUUUGCUAUCGUUAUUUUCUCAAAAAACUACGCAUCCUCAACAUGGUGUUUGGAUGAACUUGCAAAGAUAGUUAGAUGCAUGAGAGAGACAGGAUUGACAAUUUGGCCAAUUUUUUAUGAUGUGCAUCCAUUUGUUGUACGGAAACCGGUGGGAACUUUUGAACAAGCCAUUAAUGAACACAAAAAACGUUUUAAACAUGACAUAACGAGGGUGGAAAUUUGGAAAGCUGCUGCUAAAGUAGCCAAUAUCUCUGGUUGGCAUUUACAAGGCAGGCAUGAGUCCGAAUUUAUCCAAUACAUUGUGAAAGAGAUGAUGAAGAAAUUGAGUUCUAAACCCUCAAGCAUUAUCAAAAACUUCAUAGCAAUGGAAUCUAUUAUGGCGAAAUUUAUCCCUUUAUAUUUAGGUUUUGAGAAUAAUGUUCGCAUGAUAGGGAUUUAUGGUAUGGGGGGAUUGGGAAAAACAACUCUUGCUAGAGUUGUUUACGAUGAAUUUCGUAGUCAUUUUGAAGGUUCUAGCUUUAUUGCUAAUCAGCUUCUUGCAGACAUUUUGGAGGACCGAAAUAUAUAUGUAAGGAAUGUUUAUGAUGGAGUUGACUUGAUUAAGGAAAGGUUGCAUCUUAAAAAAGUUUUACUUGUUAUAGAUGAUGUUGACCAUUUGGACCAAUUAACAAAUUUGGUUGGAGAACAAGACUGGUUUGGAUUGGGGAGUUGGAUCAUCAUAACAACUAGAGAUGAACAUGUGUUGAAACUACAUGGAGUGCUUAAUAGAUACAAUCCUAAUGGAUUAAAUAAUGAUGAUGCUUUAAAACUUUUUUGUUUGAAAGCCUUCAAAAAUGAGCAGCCCGAAAAAGGUUAUAUGCAACUCUCCCAAGCAGUUGUCAAAUAUGCUAGUGGCCUUCCAUUAGCUCUUAUUACUUUAGGUUCCUUUUUGUUUGGAAGAACAAUAGUUGAGUGGCAAAGUGCAUUAUACAACUUUAAAGAUACUGAAGGAGAAAUAUUUGAUAUACUUAAAAUUAGUUAUGAUGGACUAAAGGAAAUGUGGAAGAAGAUAUUCUUAGAUAUUGCAUGUUUCUUCAGAGGAUGGGAGAAAAAUCAAGUAAUAGAGAUAUUAGAGAAUUGUGGUUUUAAAGCAAGAAUUGGUAUAAGUGUUCUCUUGGACAAAUCUCUCCUAACUGUGAAUUAUAAGGGAUCUUUGGAGAUGCAUGAUCUACUACAAGAAAUGGGUGAAAAAAUUGUUCGUUUUGAAUCAGGUGGAAACCUUGAAAAGCAGAGUAGGUUGUGGCUUAUUAAUGACUUGCUUCAUGUAUUGGAGAACAAUAAGGCAACAGAAGCAAUUCAAGCCAUAGUUGUCUCAUGCUGGGAAAAGUAUUUCAACUUUGAAGAAUUUUCUGAAGGGUUUUUAAAGAUGUCUAAUCUUAGAUUGCUGGUAAUUAAAACCCAGGAUGUUCUCAUUAACCAAAGACAUCUUGCUCUUCCUAAUAACCUAAGAUAUCUUUCAUGGAGAGAAUGUCCUUUCAAAUGUUUGGCAUCCAGUCACAAACGAAUGGCGUUUGUUCAACUUGACUUGUAG
This is a messenger RNA of Quercus lobata, 1806 nucleotides long. Its product is annotated as TMV resistance protein N-like. The transcript is spliced from 4 exons. The record is from RefSeq and is a predicted model, not a curated record. Lineage: Eukaryota; Viridiplantae; Streptophyta; Magnoliopsida; Fagales; Fagaceae. Gene Ontology annotation, molecular function: ADP binding. The coding region runs from base 1 to 1806 and encodes 601 amino acids. Gene Ontology annotation, biological process: defense response; signal transduction.